Molecule: messenger RNA, 1944 nt
Organism: Eimeria maxima
Lineage: Eukaryota; Apicomplexa; Conoidasida; Eucoccidiorida; Eimeriidae
Exons: 12
Coding region: 1-1944 (647 amino acids)
Biological process (GO): regulation of transcription by RNA polymerase II
Cellular component (GO): nucleus
Molecular function (GO): transcription cis-regulatory region binding
Source: RefSeq, a predicted model, not a curated record
AUGAAUGAGCUAGGGAGGCGUUGCCUAGGAGGCGCUGCUGCUGCUGCUGCUGCGUUUACACCUGCCUUCUGUGGCCUUCCUGCAGCAUCGGCAGCAACACCACCAACAGCAGCAGCAGCAGCAGCAGCAGCAAGAUCCCGUGUCCUUCUACAUCGGUCGCAGACAACAGGUAAUAACCUUAAUAAUAGUAGCAGCAGCAGCAGCAGUACCUGCUGCUGCUGCAGCAAUAGGCUUAAAAUUCGCUGGAGAAUCAGCUCUGCUGGCAGCAGCAGCAGCAGCAGCGAUCCACACCACAGCAGCAGUUGCAGCAGCAGCAGUUACAAAAUCAGCAGGCUUUUUAGCAGCAGCAGCAUCAGCAGCAGCAGCAGCACUAUCAGCAGCAGCAGCACUACCAGCAGAAGCAGCAGCACUACUAUCAGCAGUAGCAACAUCAGCCGCCGCACUACCAGCAGCAGCAGCAGCAGCAGCAGCAGCAGAAGGAUAUCCAGGCGGACAGACAUAUGCCGCAACAGCAAACCCCAGAAACCCUCGCCCUUGCAGAGGCCUGUCUCUCCUGAAACCCUAGCAGGCAUACCAUGGAUGUCUGCUGGUCGUCUAUGCCGGGUGAUGGAGGCUGCGGCUGUGCGAGGCCCUUACGACCUAAACACUUGGACAAAAUUUGUUGCUAGGGCAGAAAUGAUAAUAGAUUCUUUAUCAUUUUCUCAUUUAUCUCGUCUUUCUUCUUCUUGUCUACAAGUUGGUUGGCGGCCAGCAGCAUUUCUUUCUUUUUCUUUUAAAAGAAAUAAAAAUAUACAAACCCUAAUUCAACAGGCUGCUGCAAGAGAUGUCUGCGCGGUUUUACAAGCACUCGCGGGUUUAGAGUGUAUUGAUACUCGCGUGUUUUGUCUCCUUGCUGACCGUCUUGCAGAACCAGAAGUCAUGAAGGACUGUCGUUUUUUCCAGUUGGCCUUCGCCUUGAACGCUCUUGCUGCUGCUAAGCUGCUGCAUCCCCGUCUUCUUGCUGCUGCUGGGGAUCGAUUGGAGACGAUCCCAUUAGAUCCAGCACAGGCCAAUCCUCAGAGUGUCGCUUUGCUGCUAAAUGCGCUGGCGCGUUUCCAUGAGGAAGAAAUGGCCUUACGAAGGGGACAGCAGCAGCAGCAACAGGAGCCGCAGCAGCAGGAGCAGCAACAACAGCAGCAGCAGCAGCAGCAGGUAUUCACGAGUUCGGACUUGGAGAUUAUACGCCAGUCUAUCGAUAAGUGUCUGACGAACACGAUGGGCUGGAGGAGGCACAAGCAGCAACAGCAGCAGCAACAGCAGCAGCAGCAGCAGCAGCAGGAGAAAACGACAGCAGAGCAUGCAGAGCAGCAGAAGGCUCAGGAACAGCAGCAGCAGCAGCAGCAAAGGCCACCUGCUUUGCUGCUGCAGGAGUUGCUGCAGCAGACGGAUGCUCGCGGUUGUUGUUUGUCUCUUGCUGCUCUAUCCCGUUUGCAGCAGCGAGAGGGUUUUGCUUCUGCUGCUGCCGCUGCUGCUGCAGCAGCAGCAGCUCAGGUGCCUAUACACCUCAAGAAGCUGACGGCGCAGCAAACAGCCACGCUGCUGCAUAGUGUAUCUAAAUUCAAUAAGUUGUCUCCUUCUUUAUCAGGGGACCUCUUGAUUCACCUACAGCCACGUAUUAAACACUUAGACCCUGCUGGUUGUGUUAGCGCUCUUAGUGCCUUCCGUCGUCUUGGCUUAAAUGGAGAGGAUCCCUUAUCGUUAGAGCUGCAGAAGCAGGCGGCCUCGCAGAUCUACUACUGCGAUUGGCAGGCUCAAGCAGCAAUCGAUUGUCUCCUCCUUAUGACUUGCUGCGUGUUUGCAGAGGAGCUACUGGGGAUUAGCAGCAGCAGCAACAGCAGCAGCAGCAACAGCAGCAACAGCAGCAACAGCAGCAGCAGCAGCAGUAUAUCUGCAACUAUUAGCUGA